GAAUUGUCAAAACUUUAAAGAUAAGUUUUAUAAAUCUGCAAUAGAUGUCCAAACAACUUUUUCUACAAUAACACUUUUAAUCACAAUUAUGAACGUAUCUAAAAGUGAGGACACGGGUCUUGAAAAUAAAUGGAGCAUUCUCUACAAUGAGACAGUCGAAGACAGCUGCAAAUUACAAGUUGUUCGUGAGUAUUUAAUUUGCCACACAUGUUCAAUUUUAUGAGUAUUUAGACAAUAUUUAUGCAAAAGAAUCGACAGCAUUACAAGUGCAAUGUUAAUGCUUAUUGAAAACAUAUAUUAGUGCACAUGUUAAGGCUUAUUUGUAUUAUUUAUGUUUCUGUUUGUAGUGUUCUCAUCCAUAAAAAAUACCACAUCAAUUGUUACUAAUGAAAAAUAGUAAAAUUAUUCACAAUGUGUAUUUAUUGAUUGUAAUUUACCAGAGAGACCUGAAUACUUAUGCUGCCAAUACAAGGUGUCAAUAAAUUUUCUUAAUGUAAGUUGCUGGACUUCACAAAUGUCAAUUUGGAAGACGUGUACAGCAAAUAUAAAAUUAUUUAAGGUAAGAACCGAUUGUACUGACUUAUAUUAUGAUUAUAUGUACCAAUUUAUUAAAAGUAAGAGUCUAUUAUUGUUUCCAAGAAGUAUAAUGUAUUUAAGAGUUGUUGCCAUUUAUUAUCAUACAAGGAUUCCCAUUGGGAUGCAAAUAACACACAAAUGGCAGUAAACACAACUAUUGAAAAAAUAUACUACACAUCUGAAUGUUCAUUUGAGCUAACAAUAAAUGAAAGUACUUCUG
Messenger RNA from Lymnaea stagnalis (great pond snail), 796 nucleotides. The record is from the annotation of a GenBank genome assembly. NCBI's taxonomy places the organism in Eukaryota, Metazoa, Mollusca, Gastropoda, Lymnaeidae.